This is a messenger RNA of Procambarus clarkii (red swamp crayfish), 2109 nucleotides long. NCBI's taxonomy places the organism in Eukaryota, Metazoa, Arthropoda, Malacostraca, Decapoda, Cambaridae. The record is from RefSeq and is a predicted model, not a curated record.
AUGACGGAGUGUAUUGUUGACGACAGUACCAGUAGUCCUGUAGACAGUACCAGUAGUCCUGCAGACAGUACCAGUAGUCCUGUAGACAGUACCAGUAGUCCUGCAGACAGUACCAGUAGUCCUGUAGACAGUACCUGUAGUCCUGCAGACAGUACCAAUAGUCCUGCAGACAGUACCAGUAGUCCUGCAGACAGUACCAGUAGUCCUGCAGACAGUACCAGUAGUCCUGUAGACAGUACCAAUAGUCCUGCAGACAGUACCAAUAGUCCUGCAGACAGUACCAGUAGUCCUGCAGACAGUACCUGUAGUCCUGCAGACAGUACCAAUAGUCCUGCAGACAGUACCUGUAGUCCUGCAGACAGUACCAAUAGUCCUGCAGACAGUACCAAUAGUCCUGUAGACAGCACCAAUAGUCCUGCAGACAGUACCAGUAGUCCUGCAGACAGUACCAGUAGUCUUGCAGACAGUACCAGUAGUCCUGCAGACAGUACCAGUAGUCUUGCAGACAGUACCAGUAGUCCUGCAGACAGUACCAAUAGUCCUGCAGACAGUACCAAUAGUCCUGUAGACAGUACCAAUAGUCCUGCAGACAGUACCAGUAGUCCUGCAGACAGUACCUGUAGUCCUGCAGACAGUACCAGUAGUCCUGCAGACAGUACCAGUAGUCCUGCAGACAGUACCAGUAGUCCUGCAGACAGUACCAAUAGUCCUGCAGACAGUACCAGUAGUCCUGCAGACAGUACCAAUAGUCCUGCAGACAGUACCAGUAGUCCUACAGACAGUACCUGUAGUCCUGCAGACAGUACCAGUAGUCCUGUAGACAGUACCGGUAGUCCUGUAGACAGUACCAGUAGUCUUGUAGACAGUACCAGUAGUCUUGCAGACAGUACCUGUAGUCCUGCAGACAGUACCAAUAGUCUUGCAGACAGUACCUGUAGUCCUGCAGACAGUACCAAUAGUCCUGCAGACAGUACCAAUAGUCCUGCAGACAGUACCAGUAGUCCUACAGACAGUACCUGUAGUCCUGCAGACAGUACCAAUAGUCCUGCAGACAGUACCAAUAGUCCUGCAGACAGUACCAAUAGUCCUGCAGACAGUACCUGUAGUCUUGCAGACAGUACCUGUAGUCCUGCAGACAGUACCAAUAGUCCUGCAGACAGUACCAAUAGUCCUGCAGACAGUACCAGUAGUCCUGCAGACAGUACCAGUAGUCCUGCAGACAGUACCAGUAGUCCUACAGACAGUACCUGUAGUCCUGCAGACAGUACCUGUAGUCCUGCAGACAGUACCAAUAGUCCUGCAGACAGUACCAAUAGUCCUGCAGACAGUACCUGUAGUCUUGCAGACAGUACCUGUAGUCCUGCAGACAGUACCAAUAGUCCUGCAGACAGUACCAGUAGUCUUGUAGACAGUACCAGUAGUCCUGCAGACAGUACCAGUAGUCCUGCAGACAGUACCUGUAGUCCUGCAGACAGUACCAGUAGUCCUGUAGACAGUACCAGUAGUCCUACAGACAGUACCAGUAGUCCUGUAGACAGUACCGGUAGUCCUGCAGACAGUACCUGUAGUCCUGCAGACAGUACCAGUAGUCCUGUAGACAGUACCAGUAGUCCUGCAGACAGUACCAAUAGUCCUGUAGACAGUACCAGUAGUCCUGCAGACAGUACCAAUAGUCCUGCAGACAGUACCUGUAGUCCUGCAGACAGUACCAAUAGUCCUGCAGACAGUACCAAUAGUCCUGUAGACAGUACCAGUAGUCCUGUAGACAGUACCAGUAGUCCUGCAGACAGUACCAGUAGUCCUGCAGACAGUACCAGUAGUCCUGUAGACAGUACCAGUAGUCCUGUACACAGUACCAGUAGUCCUGUAAACAGUGCCAGUAGUCCUGUACACAGUACCAGUAGUCCUGUACACAGUACCAGUAGUCCUGUAAACAGUACCAGUAGUCCUGUAGACAGUACCAGUAGUCCUGCAGACAGUGCCAGUAGUCCUGCAGACAGUACCAGUAGUCCUGUAAACAGUACCAGUAGUCCUGUACACAGUACCAGUAGUCCUGUAAACAGUACCAGUAGUCCUGUACACAGUACCAGUAGUCCUGUUGACAGCUAA